Micropterus salmoides (largemouth bass) is the source of this 3306-nucleotide messenger RNA. RefSeq names its product G protein-coupled receptor 156 (gene gpr156). Gene Ontology annotation, cellular component: G protein-coupled receptor heterodimeric complex; membrane. Bases 317 to 2803 code for a protein of 828 amino acids. The transcript has 10 exons. NCBI's taxonomy places the organism in Eukaryota, Metazoa, Chordata, Actinopteri, Centrarchiformes, Centrarchidae. The record is from RefSeq and is a predicted model, not a curated record. Gene Ontology annotation, biological process: G protein-coupled receptor signaling pathway; gamma-aminobutyric acid signaling pathway. Gene Ontology annotation, molecular function: G protein-coupled GABA receptor activity.
CACGCCUCCCUCCCUCAAUUCUCAAAUGAAAACUCCGGCAGUCUGGUAAACUUUUCCUGAGUGACAGGAUCUUCCCGGGCUGUGGACUGACAGUUUAACGGGCAGAUUAAGUCGUUGGAUUCAUUACAGCUCUGCAGCUAUGGGACCUUUGUCGCUAUGUUAGAUAACAUAAUACACAGCUGCUUGUUUUCCAUUUUUAUUAUAACGUUCCUGAGUUUUGUGCAAUGGAGCCUGGAUCUGGACGAGGCGAUCGGAUCCUCCAUGCGCUUUGGAGACCGAGGAUGUGCGUGUGAAAGUGGACAGACUGGGGUCAGUCAUGGAGCCUGAGUUGAACUGCAGCUCCCAGUGUGAUUCCCUACUCUGCUUCAUCAACUCAGGAGUCAACAGGCAGGAGGGUCUCGACAUUCUGCAAAGACUAUGCAGUCUCAGCACGAUGGCAGUGGAGCUCCCACGGCGGCCUCUCUCCCCAGUGUUAAGCGCUGUGGUGUGGACGCUGCUCUCCUGUGGCAUCCUGCUGGCUUUCUGCUUCCUCCUCUUCACGCUGCGCUUCAAAAACAACAGGAUAGUGAAGAUGUCCAGUCCCAACUUGAACAUCCUGACUCUCUUCGGAAGCGUCCUCACCUACAGCAGCGGCUUCCUGUUUGCCGUGGAUGAACGAACACACUCACAAGGUGGAGCAUUCACAGCCGUGCUACAAGCUCGGAUGUGGACUCUCUGUAUUGGCAGUACCCUGGUGUUUGGCCCAAUUUUGGGGAAGACAUGGAGACUGUACAGAGUGUUCACCCAGCGAGUGCCUGACAAAAGAGUGAUCAUCCGAGACAUCCAGCUGAUGGGCAUGGUGGCUCUGCUGAUCCUGGUGGACAUGCUUGUUCUCACCGCAUGGAACCUCACAGACCCCAUCAGGUGUUCACGGUCUGUUGGAGCUGUUGUCAAGGUGAUGGAGAGAGACAUUUCAUACUCUUUGUCUCAGCUGGACACCUGUUCCUCUGUAUACUCGGAUAUAUGGGUAAUCGUUAUAGCUGUUCAGAAGGGUUGUCUUCUCCUCUAUGGGACUUAUCUAGCUGGGCUGACCAGCAACGUCAGCCACCCUCCUGUCAACCAGUCUCCCACCAUCAUAACAGCCGUCACUUUGGUCAUGCUCUUUUCGGCUGUGGCUGUCCCUGUGUCCAGCUUCCUGCAGGCCUGGCCCAACCUGGUCUACAGCACGGUGGCUGGAGCCAUUUUCAUCUGCACGCUUGCUAUCAAUUGCAUGCUGUUUGUGCCCCAGCUGACCCAGUGGCGGCAGUUUGAAGAGGAUCAGAACAACCCGAGUCAGAUGGCCAAGUAUUUCAGCAGCCCCAGUAAGAGCCAGCCCUCGGUGUACAGCCAGGAUGAGAUCUACUACCUGCUGGGGGAGAACAACUCCAUGAAAAAACUCCUAAAUGAGAAGAACGCUGUGAUUGACAGCCUGCAGGAGCAGGUGAACAACGCCAAAGAUAAACUCCUGCGACUCAUGUCAGCCAGCCGACACCCCGACGACCAAGACAUGGACUCUUCCAACACCAUCCUCAACUCCUCCUCCACUCAGACCACAGAGCUUCGGUCUGACAGCCCCUCUUCUUCUUCUCUACCUCAGAGAGACGCCAAAUCCCAACACUCACCGCCACAUCUGUCCCCACACCUUAGCACUGCUGCUGUUUCAUCAUCUGCUGUUAUGCCAUCCUCUGAGCCUCCCUCUGCUCCAAACUCCUCAAACCACAUUUCCCCUUCCUGUCCUCUCCCCAAUGAUAUUAAUGAGAGUGAAAACCAGAGAGGUGGCCCCAACACAGGCCCUACAGGCAGAGACACAUCUGAGCCCAGAACAGGGGAGGAGAUCAAAUCGCCAGUGCCCCUCCUGUCCCCAGGUGUUCUUAGGACAGCAGAAGAGACUGUUCACUUUGUCACUUCCCUACAAUCCCAUAGAGGGUUAAACCCCUCUCAGGUUGAAACUUUCAACAAUCAAAGUGGCCUCACAUCCCAGCUGGGACCAAAUGCCAGACUGACUGGUUUCAUUAGCAGCGAGCAGUUGCAGGAGAUCCUCCAGGAGCUGAGUGUGGAAGCAGUCACGGGAACCAAACUUCGAUCUCCCGGUCGGAUGUCCAGAGCUCCUUCUCAGCUAAAAUUUAGCACAGCCUCCACACUUUCCCCUCUCUCCCUGCGGACACCACACUCUCCUCAUCCACCUGUCAUCUUCCGCUACCCCAGCAUCUCCCCUUAUUCGAUGAGGAAACGUCGGCCGCCCUUUCACUCCUCCAGAAGAGGUUUGGCCCCUCCCUGCUUUUACGCCGGUUGUGGGAAGACACAGGACAACUGUGAACACCAGAAUCCAGGCACGCACCCUGAUGGGGUCACUGCGGAUGGCACCCUCCUCCAGGUUCACAACACUGACCUCGAGCUUGAGGACGAGGGGGAGGAUGAUGCAGAAGGGAAUCAAGCGAAAAGAAAAUGUCGGAAGUGUGUUUCAAGAUCCCACAGAUGUUUAGUCUUGCCCUGUGCAGAACACAAUCACACAGCUCCACCUGAUGUGGAAACGGGGCGUGAUAAUGAGCAGCACCACAGACGUGUCAGAGACUCCUGUGGGUACUGGGACUCUGACUCCAGCAGCUCAACAGACUACUGUUACUACCACCGUCCCUACUGCGAGUCCUGCCAGCAGCGAGGCUCUUUCCUGUCCUCAGACAGCUCCUCAGACUCCUCUGACAGCGAGUACGAAGGCUACACCAGCCUGUACCACCCCCCGCACCCUGUGGUAUUCAAAGAAGACCUCAAACCCACCUUUGUGUGAGCACAGGUUUACUGCACUUUACAGGUUCAUCCAUUUCCACCACUUGUAUUCAUGUCUUAGCUUUGAGGAUAAAGCAAAGCACAGAGUUCAUUGUGCAUCUAUAAUGGGAGAUAGUUUGGGUGUAGCGUUCAAUAGGCAAGUGUUUUGCAUUCUCUAUUGUAUUCUUGAAUCUGGCAUUGUGGGACAAAUUGGUUCUUGUACUCACGAGACCAUUAGAGUUGUGAAAAUGUGUGUAACUGAAAAGCACACCAUGCUGUUUACUUCACUGUAAAAUUACUGAUGGCAUUAUUUGUACAUUUCUGUUGUAAGCCUGACAUCUAGAGUGGCAAAUUAAAAAGGCCAGAGAGCAGAAUUUAAGGUUUUCACAGAACAGUUGCUUUUGUGCAAAUGCUGUAUUUAUUUUGAUAUUUAUUAGUAGAUGUUUCGGUGUACAGAAUUACUUUCUGCCUCCUUUUUUACUGUUUUGCAUUGUCAUACACAUUCCUUAAAGUGUUGCUAUGCCA